AUGGAGGGAGGAGCCGAUGGAACCGUUCGCGUCGGUGGUCUAAACACCAAGCCUGGUCGCGGAUUCGAAUUGGAGACGGAUGUGGCCGUUUCGUCGCCGGUGACUCGUCAGAAAGCUGCCGCUGCUAAGCAGUUUAUCGAGAAUCACUACAAAAAUUACUUGCAAGGUCUCCACGAACGAAUGGAGAGACGCAGAGAGUUUCAGCGGAAAGUGCAAGAAGCUCAGCUACCUGUUGAAGAACAAGACGAGAUGAUGAGGAAUCUGGCUCGUCGUGAAACUGAGUACAUGAGGCUUCAGAGACGUAAGAUUGGGAUCGACGACUUUGAGCUGUUGACCGUCAUCGGAAAAGGUGCCUUUGGUGAGGUUAGAUUAUGCCGUUUGAGAUCUACAGGAGAGGUUUAUGCUAUGAAGAAAUUGAAGAAAACUGAGAUGCUUAGCCGUGGACAGGUUGAGCAUGUAAGGUCCGAGAGGAACUUACUUGCAGAGGUUGACAGCCGUUACAUUGUAAAGCUUUUCUACUCUUUUCAAGAUUCCGAGUGUUUGUAUCUUAUCAUGGAGUAUUUACCUGGCGGUGACAUCAUGACUUUACUGAUGAGAGAAGACAUUCUUUCUGAAGAUGUUGCCCGCUUUUAUAUUGCGGAGAGCAUUCUUGCUAUUCAUUCAAUCCAUCAACACAACUAUGUUCACAGGGACAUCAAACCUGAUAAUUUGAUACUAGACAAAAGUGGGCAUUUGAAGCUUUCAGAUUUUGGCUUGUGUAAGCCACUUGAUGAUAAGUAUUCUUCACUGUUAUUAGAAGAUGAAGAAAUGCUGUCUCAGGAGGCAGAGAGCCAGUCAGGAAAAGCAGACUCAUGGCAAAUGCCUAAAGAGCAGUUGUUGCAGUGGAAGCGCAAUCGCCGCGCAUUGGCUUAUUCAACCGUUGGGACUCUUGAUUACAUGGCUCCAGAAGUAUUACUUAAGAAAGGAUAUGGAAUGGAAUGUGACUGGUGGUCUCUCGGCGCAAUUUUGUAUGAGAUGUUAGUUGGGUAUCCUCCAUUCUGUUCUGAUGACCCGCGUAUAACAUGCCGCAAGAUAAUUAAUUGGAGGGUAUGCUUGAAAUUCCCUGAAGAACCUAAAAUAUCAGAUGAAGCGAGGGACUUGAUUUGUCGUUUGCUAUGUGAUGUUGAUUCAAGGUUGGGAACCAGAGGCGUAGAGGAGAUAAAGUCGCAUCCAUGGUUCAACGGCACCGAAUGGGAGAAGCUGUAUGAAAUGGAGGCAGCUUAUAGACCAACUGUUGAUGGAGAACUUGACACACAAAAUUUUGAGAAGUUCCCUGAAGUUGAAGGAGCGCCAUCCGAAGCACCACAUGUUGGUCCUUGGAGAAAGAUGUUGACGUCCAAGGACACCAACUUCAUAGGAUUUACAUUUAAAAAGUCAGACAUUACAAGAUCAAUGGAAAAUACAGGUACGGACAUGAAAUCAAAUGGAUCAGGGGAAGCCCCGUCGUUGAUAUCAUUGUUAGGUCGGAUCAAUAUGGAAGACGCUGAAGGUGGUGAAUUAAAACAAAAGACAUAG
Thlaspi arvense is the source of this 1554-nucleotide messenger RNA. The record is from the annotation of a GenBank genome assembly. NCBI's taxonomy places the organism in Eukaryota, Viridiplantae, Streptophyta, Magnoliopsida, Brassicales, Brassicaceae.